AUGCCGCCGCUGUCAGCUUACACACCUUUUGAAUCUCUUCUCUUCUUCCAAUGUCUUGCGUCACUAAACACUCGUCCUGCGAAUUUCGCCGCUAUUUCAGAUACCUUGCGCAAAAAUCAGUUCAUCAAGGAAGAUGACGCUUUUGAUACGAAUCGAUUGACUCCGCAGGCUCUCGAGGAGCUAUAUACCACAUUGUUACAGGAAGGAAUCGACGAGUCCUUGGAUAAGAAUGGGUUACAAGAUGGAGGCAGCACCAACCCAAAGAAGCGCAAGAUUAUCAGCGGGGUUGGUGCCUCGCAGUCCCAUACUGCGAUUAUUCCAGAGCUCGUCACGCAACUUUACGCACGAUACAAGGAUCGCGUAACAAAGGAAAUCCGAGAAGAAGAGAAGAGAUAUAAAGAUAUUAGCCAGGAAAUUGAGAAAAUCCAAAAGGAUGCAUUGCAGGAACAGGCGGUACCUGCUGCGCCUGAACAAAAAGCUACGGCAGGKCUGGCAGGAGCUGCUGCUGAACAAGUCAGCGACGAAACAGAUCUGGACAUCAAGGAAGAUGCUAAAUUGGUGGAAAAAGCAGCUCCAACAGUCGCAAAAAUUACGGAAAAAGCUCGAGUCGAUGUGCAAGUUCCAGCACCGGGACCUCUGGAGCAAAAACCAGCUCCUCCACCCACAGUCGCAACCACGCCUCUUCCACCCAAGCCAGAACUCGCGCCGCCUACACCAGAUUUAAGCAAGCAACAGGUACCUCUACCGCCCGUACCUCUGCCACAAGUCGCACCACAGUUGCAAACUCCACAGCCCACACAACCUCCAAAAAUUCCGACACCACAACCACAACAAGUAUCACCCAAGCAAGCAACUCCUGGAGGUCACAUACCACCUGUCACUUCGACGCCUCCUAUUAGAUCAGCAAGCAAUGGCAAACCUCCUCCUUUGGCUCCACAGCCUCCAGCAAAGCAGCAGCUAUCUCCUAACAUUCAAGUCAAAGUACCGCCGCCUCCUCAACCACAGCGACAGUCGCAACCUCCGUCCCGUGGUGCAGCCAAUCGCAACCAACCCAAUCUUCCUCCCGGGUCAACAAUUGUUUUUCAGGCGCAACAAGGACCGAGUCAACCUGCGACACCGACAUCUCAACGUCAGGCUCACGCAGCCGGCCCUGGGUUGGGUAGAGGGACCCCUGUUCCUGUUGGCUCGCCAGCGUUUUCACAGCUACCACCGGGUCAACAGCAAUUUCAGCAAUGGGUUCCGCAUCCUCAAGCAGGUGUAUUUCCUGCGACACCCCAUGCGCCUCCGCCGUAUAAAAACCAGCCUAUGAUGCCUAAACAGGGUACUUUUGUUCCGCACGACUCUACGGGAAAGCCAGUACCGAUCGCACCACAGGGCCAUGGCCCAGCUACCCCCGGUCCUUUCCCUCAUCCUAUGCAGACACCUAUGGCCCAGAUACAUCCACAGGCUACACCAAUCACGGCAACCCCGUCUUUAUCGGGCAUGAAGCCAAGGCCGCACCGUCCAUCAAUGGAUACAGCUGGAUCGCUUACGCCUUGGAAACGCACUCCAAACUUACACAUCAAUAUUCCGGAAACUCCUGGGUCCCCACCACGACCAAGACCUGAAGAUGUCAGUCCCAUUAGCGAAAGGGCUCCCUCACCAACCGAGCCCGUCGCGCCCACUGUCAAAGAGCAGAAGAGGCGUGGCCGGGGUAGGAAGCAAAGUGUACCGCCUGAAGCCGAAGUAGUAGCUACCAAGGCAGUGACAGCCACUUCUGGAACGAAGCGUGCUGGUAGUACCGCAUCUACCAGAAGUAGGGCACGAUCAAUUAUGUCUCGGGAUGAUGAAUCAGCUAGUGAAUUGGCAACAGCUCAGCGGAGAAUUAAGCAUGAGGCCCCGCCAACGCCUGCAGGAGUUGCGGAUGAUGUCGAGGUAGAAACGAGAGCUGGCACUCGGCGCAAAGGAGUUGCCGGCGAUGACACUCAGAGCAAAUCAAGGGGUAAACGAAAACGCGGCGCCAGUGAAGCCUUGGAAGCUGAUAUGAUUCAACCAACUCCUUCUCGUGGCGUAUCAUCUCAGCUCGUUUACUGUACUCGAAAUUUUACACGAACGGGCGCUCCCAUCAUGAAUGACGUUGCUGCUCACAAACACGCUUCAAUCUUCGCCAAACCACUGACCGAACGAGAAGCCCCUGGGUAUAAAGAUCUAAUAUAUCGACCACAAGACUUGAAAUCGAUCAGGGGAGCACUCAGUCAGGGAAACAGAGCUGUCGCCGCUGCAACUGAGGCUGCCGCUGCAGAAGGAGAAUCACCCAUGCCAUCAGGCACACCGUCCAAGAACACUGCUUGGCUCGCAAAGACCUCCGAACUCAUCCCUCCCAAGGCUAUAGUCAACUCGUCUCAACUCGAAAAAGAGUUGAUCCGUAUGUUCGCCAACGCCAUCAUGUUCAACCCAGCUCCCGACGCCGAACGAGGAUUUGGACCAUCUUUUCGGAUGAUCAGACACGGCCAAUCCUCUGCCACAACGAGAUCUAGUUCUCAUCCAUGGGAUAUGGAUGAAGGAGGCAUCAGCCGUGAUACACGGGAGAUGUGUGAUGAUGUAGAGAAAGCGGUUACGAAGUGGCGCGCAGCAGAGCGGACAACUACGACUGAUGAACAGGCUAAUAAGAGUAUGCUUUCUUUGCGAGGGAGCAGUGGUGAUAGCAAUGUGGAUGCUAUGGAUGAAAAAUAG
Messenger RNA from Talaromyces amestolkiae, 2712 nucleotides. RefSeq lists its product as uncharacterized. Bases 1 to 2712 code for a protein of 903 amino acids. The transcript has a single exon. Gene Ontology annotation, cellular component: NuA4 histone acetyltransferase complex. The record is from RefSeq and is a predicted model, not a curated record. Gene Ontology annotation, molecular function: protein binding. Lineage: Eukaryota; Fungi; Ascomycota; Eurotiomycetes; Eurotiales; Trichocomaceae.